UAUACAGUCUAUCACUCCUCGACAGAGAGAAGAUGUCACAGUAUUGGAGCAAGCUGCUCAAGGGCAGCAGCCGAAGAGAGCUCAAGCAUCACACUACCUUUCAACUCGGAUAUGGUACCGGCCCGGAAGUGGUCAAGACACUGCCGACCGCCAUGAUCAACUCGGAGGACUUCACUUUCGCCAACGUGCUCAAAGCAGCCUGGGCAUACGUCCUCGCCAGGCACUUGGCGACUAAUGAUAUUGUCUUUGGCAGUCUCGUCCAUGGUCGCAGCCAAGCAGGCAGCCAAGACGUCUUUGGUGCAUGCAUCAAUAUCAUACCGUAUCGCAUCAUCUUUGAGCAGAAUUGGACAGCAAGAGAUCUCCUCACAGCUGUAGCUGCUCAACAGCUAGCCAGCACGCCCUUCAAGAGCAUGGGCGGUCAGAGCAUCAUUCGCAAUUGCACUAACUGGAUCAAGUGGUCGUUCUUCAGCUCCGUGAUCAUCCAUCAGAACUUCGAACAUCGCAGUCUGCGAGGAAGGACUGUGGACUUCGAUAGUGCCGACUUAUCUACAGGUGAUGUUGACGAUGUUCAGGUAUAUGUCAUCUCUACGCCGGGAGAAGAUGGUAUGGAGAUCCUCCUCAGUUUCAAGGAUCAAGUCGUUCCGCAGGCACUAGCGGAGAGAAUGGCAUCAGAUCUAAGCGAGAGCAUCACUAGGUUAUACACAAAGAUGGGUGCCAAGCUCAUGGCGCCCAUGGCGCCGAGGGAGACCUAUGAUAUGUUGGCCUUGCUGCCACUGCCAGAGGAGAAGCGCAGCAGUGUGUCGCCUACCAGUGAGCAAUUGACAACUCUGGCAAAAUGCUCGGCAGAUUUGAGAACCGCUCUCGGCGCGGCGUGGUGCGAUGUUUUGUCUACACAAGAAAUACCCUGCGACAACUCCACAGAGUCUCUGUUCGACCUCGGAGGUGAUGCGAGCAGUGCUGGUCAGCUUGCCGCUCAUUUGCAGAGGCGUAGCUAUCGUGUCAGAAUUGAAGAAGUUGUUGAGCAUCCAUCUUGGUUUGAAUUGCUGCUUUGCUUGAGCCAGCCGCAGAGAGGAGUCAAGGCAAACGAAUAG
This is a messenger RNA of Lindgomyces ingoldianus, 1091 nucleotides long. Its product is annotated as CoA-dependent acyltransferase. Gene Ontology annotation, cellular component: cytoplasm. The record is from RefSeq and is a predicted model, not a curated record. Bases 33 to 1091 code for a protein of 352 amino acids. The transcript has a single exon. Gene Ontology annotation, molecular function: catalytic activity; phosphopantetheine binding. NCBI's taxonomy places the organism in Eukaryota, Fungi, Ascomycota, Dothideomycetes, Pleosporales, Lindgomycetaceae. Gene Ontology annotation, biological process: secondary metabolite biosynthetic process; amino acid activation for nonribosomal peptide biosynthetic process.